This is a messenger RNA of Geodia barretti, 431 nucleotides long. NCBI's taxonomy places the organism in Eukaryota, Metazoa, Porifera, Demospongiae, Tetractinellida, Geodiidae. The record is from the annotation of a GenBank genome assembly.
UUUCACAGGCGGAGCUGCUUUUUGCAGAGAUCGUGUGGAGACGGGGAAAACCUACAAGGACAGCGUGUUUGUUGGAGACCGUGUUGACCGCCGUUUAUGGUGACCGUAGGAGAUCGGAACACGCCGCUGGUGAUCGAUAGACUGUGGGUUUUACUCGGACAUGUCGUCAACUGCCAAGGAGAAGUGGGGAUUCUCCAGUCAGCCUGUCCACAUGCAGGUGCCAAAGUACCCACUGGAACAGCAGCAAGAAGAAGAACACAAGUAAGCCCCAAAUUGUCCCAUGUGCACACUAUGAACCGUAAAUGCGCAUUAUAUUUUGCAGUUGGUUUUUUAAUGCACACUGCGUCGAAAUCAGUGAUUCAUACAUUAAUUAAUUGGUUGUUUUUUCGCUUCCACAAAUAUAUGAAAUUACGUGUGUUGAAAACCGCCUC